Molecule: messenger RNA, 1073 nt
Organism: Lobosporangium transversale
Lineage: Eukaryota; Fungi; Mortierellomycota; Mortierellomycetes; Mortierellales; Mortierellaceae
Product: ribosomal protein L1p/L10e family-domain-containing protein
Exons: 4
Coding region: 106-936 (276 amino acids)
Cellular component (GO): 90S preribosome
Source: RefSeq, a predicted model, not a curated record
AAGCAAGUUGUCUUCUGCCAGGCCCCCAUAGUGCUUCAUUGAUCGCCCUGCUCCUCAUCAACUUCAGUUACUCCGAACCCAUACGGUCCUUACUAUAACUACACCAUGUUGGACAUUAAGCAGGCUGAUAAGGCUGUCAAGGCUCUUCUCGGACACAUUGAAAAGGUUGGACAAAGCAAGAAUCAGCUCAUGGAGGAGGAUCAGUUUGUUUGGCUAAUCAUUGCUACAAAGAAGUUCUCAGAUGUCAACAAAGCAAAGCCUCAGCGCAUUCCUCUAAAGUACCCGAUCACUCCAUCAGAUGCAGAGGUCUGUUUGUUUGUCAAGGAUCCUCAGAAAGAUUAUAAAAAAUUGUUGGAAGAUAAGAAUGUCAAAUCGAUCAACAAAGUCAUUGGAGUGUCAAAAUUGCGUGCCAAAUAUAAACCCUAUGAAGCAAAGCGUCAAUUGUGUGCAUCCUAUGGUAUGUUUUUGGCGGAUGCUCGCGUGGUGGCUGUCUUACCCAAAUUACUCGGCAAAACGUUUUACCUCAAAAAGAAACAACCCGUUCCUGUCGAUAUGACCAAAACCGAUCUCAAGAAAGAAAUAUCGCGCGCUAUUGGAUCAACAUAUAUGCAUCUUACCUCUGGAACUUGCACUGCUGUCAGGAUCGGAUUGACGAGUCAAACUCCUGCUGAGAUCACUGCCAAUAUCGAGACUGCGAUCCCCCAUAUUGUUGCAAAGAUUCCCCGCCAAUGGAAAAAUAUUCAGGCUAUUAAUUUGAAGACGAGUAGCUCAAUUGCCUUGCCUAUCUUCAAUUCUCUUCCUAACGAUGGUACCACUAGAAUCACUGUCCAGAAAAAGCCAAAGUCAGUGAGCAUGGAUCAAGAUGAAGAAGAAGAGGACGAGGAUGAUGAAAACGGUGAAGAUGAGGACGAGAACGAGGAGGAAGAUGAGGAAUAGGAGACAAAAAAAAAUGGCAUUAGAAAAAAGAAAUAUACGCACCACCAUUCAGCACAUCGCGUUCCUUAACUUCUCUCCCCCAUUCUUUUACUUUAAACUAUGUAUUGUACGUCUAUGAGAACGAAAGAUCCAAAUGC